Molecule: messenger RNA, 3072 nt
Organism: Phyllopteryx taeniolatus (common seadragon)
Lineage: Eukaryota; Metazoa; Chordata; Actinopteri; Syngnathiformes; Syngnathidae
Gene: triqk
Product: triple QxxK/R motif containing
Exons: 6
Coding region: 406-660 (84 amino acids)
Cellular component (GO): endoplasmic reticulum membrane
Source: RefSeq, a predicted model, not a curated record
GGCCCAUUGACUUUACGACUGCACUUUCCCUGAACUUCGGCGUCCGAACGCGGCGUCGUUCGCACCAGCCGCGCGCGCGGGCGUCGACAGCUGCUCACAGGCGGACUUCGAGGCAAUCAACAGAAGAAUAAAAAGACAACACGUGGAAUUUUGGUGGUAGCUGAAUGUUAGCAUUUUGGUGAAGAAGCUAACAACGGCAUUAUUUUCAACAUGACCACGCGGACGCCCACAUAUUGGUUGAUUUUGGAUGGAUUGAACUGACGACGUGGCCCAUCCCUCCUCCUAUUCUUCCUCAUCUUCCUCUCUUCUUGGACCUCAUCAAUAAUGUCGUUCCAGCUGUUAACUCGUCUACGCAGCCACGCAAUACACAACUUGAAAGAACCCGGACUGUGCUGAAAACGCAGAAUGGGGAAGAAGGACGCCAGCGCCACCAACCUACCAGUCGAUCAGUACAGGAAACAGAUCGGGAAACAGGACUACAAAAAGACAAAGUCGGUCCUGAAGGCCACGCGGCUCAAAGCGGAAGCCAAGAAGAACUCGUCUGGAUUCAGGGACGCCUUGCUGGUCCUCGUGGCCAUCGUGUUCUUUGUCGUCUGCGUCUACGCCUUUUUCUACCUCAACCUCAGCAACGAGAUCAACAUGGACACGGACGUGGACUGAAGCCGACCGCGGACUUUGUAGGAGUGAAGUGAUGUCGUCGGUCUUCCAGACACUUCUUUAGGUACACCCGCAUAAUACAAUCACAUCCAAGGCCAUCCUAGCAAUCCUGCCAAGGCUUAUUUCACAUUGCAAGCUUUUAUUUACAACUCAAGGCAAUAACCCUCCCGCUCUGCUCAGCAACACAUCGGCGAAACCCAUCCUGUCAAAAGUCAGAGCUUCAAAAGAAAAGCACACCGUAUAAUAACACAGCCUCACCACACUUUCUUUGGCCUCAUGGUGGCUUGUUUUGAUAAACGAGCGCAGAACAUAGUCUGUUAAAUAAGCCAAGAAAUUGUGAUGCGACUGUAUUGUACUCGUGUGCUUUUAUUUUGAAGGCCUGACUUUUGACAGGAUUUUACACUGUUUUCUCUAUGUAAAAUUCUUUUGCUAUUAUUCUCUUUAAAAUGUAACUUUUUGUGUUAAUAUUUUUGGGUGUCUGGAACGGAUUAAUUGGAUUUGCAUUGUUUCCUCUGGGAAAUAUUGCUUUGGUUUUCGUACAAUUCCGUUUCAACCGGACUUUCUGCAACGGAUUUAUUAUGAAAACUGAGGUUUCACUGUAAAUAAUAAUUUCAGUGAAAAUGAAAAAAAAGUGAAAUAGAAUAAUUUCCCGCAGCGCAGUGUUUUGGAAUCACGAACCCUCCGAAGUAAUUCUGCGGAGUCACGUCCUCUCCUCGGAAAAAUGUAAAUAUCCCGUCAUGGAGCAGGAGACAAUCACAUUUCCAGUCACAUUCCGGCGCACCUCCCUCUUCCGUCACCCCGGCGGAUGCGUGCCAGAUUGGAAUCCGUGCGCGGAAUAGCGAUGGGCGUGUUUCUACCUGGAUUAGCAUCGCAAAUACACCGCUUUCAUUUUGAAUGCGAGCGCCGGCGUACGGGAACAUUUAUGCGGCAGCGGCGACUCCUUGGCGAGAACGCGCCUGUCCGUCAAUGCUUCCUUUAUCCCGCCGUGAGCGCUCUCCCAUGACCUCUCACCUCCACUGAAAGGCUGCAUUUCAAAGGAACCAUUAUGAUAAGCGAGCGGGCUUUUCAUCCGCACGCCGCCGCCGCCGCUCCUUCCUCUUCAGUCGCUCGCGCUCGUAAAAGACCUUCAAGACAUCUCACCUGGGAGCCUCUAAUAUAUUCUUGUAACGCCGUAACAAAGGCGACGGAUGCUUUAUGUGUACGACUGAUUUACACAUGCCGGACACUUCAUUAGGUACGCACCUGAUGCACGCAAGCUUCAACCAUCUUGUUUUGGGCUGCACAAGGAAAUAUGUCGCAAAAUGGCAAAGAAAUUAAUGUCUUAAUGUCAUGAUUACAUUUCAGGACAAAAGUCGGAACAUUACAAUAUUUUUUUUCCCCAACAGGAUGCAAUGGCAUGAGAAAAAAAAUGUCCUAAUGUGCGAGAAAAAUAUUGGAAAAAGUCGAUUUUUUUGGGGGGGGAAAAAUUCGGAAUGUCACGGGAAAACUAAAAGUUGUAAUGUUGGAAGAAUUUUUUUAAUAGUGUUUUUUGUUGUAAGAAUAAAAAAAAAAAAAAAAGUGGUAACAUUACAAAAAUAAAAAAAGAAAAUCACAAAAUAAGUUGUUGUGUUACACGAAAGAUUUUGGGAAAACUUGAAAAUAAUAGUCGUGAUUUGAUCAAAUUUGAUGUCACGAGAAAAAAAGUCCUAUUUCAUGAGAACAUUUUUUACAAAAAAGUUGUAAUGUUAUCAGUGAUGAUUUGAAAAAUGUUCAAAAAAAUUGCAAUAAUAUUAUAAUAAAGCUCAAAGUUGUAAAGUUACGAGAAUUUGUGGGAAAAAAAUGACCACAAAAGUCAUUUUGCAAGAAAGCGUUCCAAAAAAAAGUCAUGAUUACAAGAAUACAAAAAAUGGUCGUAAUUACAAAACAAAUUUGGCCAAAAAAAUGUAUGAGAAUAUUUUCAAAACUAUCGUCAUAGUGUUACAAUAAUGAUUUCAGAAAAAGUCGUGACUACGAGAAAAUGGUCAAAAAAAGGUCAGAAUCAUAAGAACAAAUUGAGAAAAAAAUGCUAUGAGAAUAUCUUCAAAACAAUAGUUGUGAUGUUACAAAAAAAGAUUUUGGAAAAAGUUGUCAUUUGACAAGAAUUUAUUUCAAGUUGUAAUAUUUCGGGAAAAUUUGGGGUGAAAAGUCAUAACAUUGUGAGAAAAAUAAUGUGACUAGAAUGAACCCAAAAAGGCUUCACCCACACAACAUCGCGACUUUGUUGUCUUAAAACGACGACAUUUUCCAGUGCGGCCUUCAUAUUCUGCUCAUUAGAAUAUGCGGCCGAGUGUAACGUGAAUUAUUAUCUCUUUAUAUUUGUCUCAUUUGAAUUUGUCACCAAAAUGAUAUAUCUGUGUAUAAUAAAUGCAAAAAAGAAUAAAGCAUGUUUUCUUGAAA